This is a messenger RNA of Salvelinus fontinalis (brook trout), 6280 nucleotides long. RefSeq names its product apoptotic chromatin condensation inducer in the nucleus-like. The record is from RefSeq and is a predicted model, not a curated record. NCBI's taxonomy places the organism in Eukaryota, Metazoa, Chordata, Actinopteri, Salmoniformes, Salmonidae. The transcript is spliced from 17 exons. Gene Ontology annotation, molecular function: nucleic acid binding. Bases 40 to 4989 code for a protein of 1649 amino acids.
GCUCGAGCGAGUCGACAGAGCGAGUGACAGGAAAGCAAAAUGGCGGAUGAAGAUGUUACGCUGAAUGGUAAACCUCUACAAUCGCUCCGUGUGGCAGACUUGAAAGCCGCUUUGGAGCAACGAUGCCUCCCUAAAAGCGGGGCGAAAAAUACACUCAUUAAGCGACUGAAAGGGGCUCUAAUGUUGGAGAAUCUUCAGAGGACCUCCACUCCCCAUAUUGGGCUCCAGCCCAACUCCCAGAUUGGGGAGGAGAUGAGCCAAAACAGCUUUAUAAAGCAGUACCUGGCUCAGCAGCAGGAGCUCCUCCGCCAGAGGCUGGAGAGAGAGGCCAGGGAGGCAGCCGAGGCCGACGAAAGCCCAGCGGGCCCUGAGGAGGAGGAGCACACAGAGGAGGGCAACGACAGCGAUUCCUAUAACCCUGACAAGCAUCGCCCCAUGCCCUCCCAGCCCCCACUGACCCGGGCUGAGGAAGAGGGAGGAGGGCCAAUGAUGAUGGGGCACCAGGGCCAAGGGAUGAUGAUGGGGCACCAGGGCCAAGGAAUGAUGAUGGGGAAAGGCCAGGGGAUGAUGUCCCAGGGUAUGGGCCAAGGGAUGAUGUCUCGCAGACCAGACUUUGGUCCAGGCUCUGUGCCUCAGGAGUCUUCUGACGCCCCCGGAGGUCCUGGAUCCUGGAUGCAGCAGCGUCCCUCCCUCCAACAUGGCCUCCACCACGAGGAGCCCACCACCCCCUCCCCGCCACGAGCUGUGGCCUCCCUGUCGGUGCGCGUCCUAGGGGACCCUGAGCGCCAGGGCCUGCCCCCGUCCAUGCCACCCCGCGCCCAGACCCAGGAGAAGGAAGGCACCGCCCCGGCGGAUGACGAUCGACCCGCCCACUCUGUCCUCCACCUCAGCCGCUCCGCCCGGGCAGCAGCUGGCAGUAACAGUGUCCAGGAAGACUGUGACGAUGAUGAUGACAGCAGUGAGGAGGAUGAAGAUGAGUGGGGACCUGCGGCGAGGAGAGGGGGCGGUGGCGGAAGAGGGUUAGCCCCUCCCCCCCAGCCCCAGCAGCCUUCCCCCAGCAUCCCAGCUGCCCGAGAGAGAUCUAGACGCAAGCUUCAGCCUCCGCAACACAUCCCCCCUCAGCAGGUAGUACACCAGCCCCCCAUGCAGCUCCGGCAGCCCACCCCGCCCCCCUCUCCACCCCCAGAGCUCUCCUUCCCCCUCCCCGACACCCCCAAACAGAGCCCGCCCGACAUGGAUGAGGAGCCAGAAGGAGCAGGGGCUGGGGUGUCCGUCCGCCCCCCUCCAGGUGGCCUCCAGAGGCAGGACUCUGACUCCAGCUCCCGAUCCAGCAGCCCAGAGCCCCGAGCCAAGCGACGACCCGGACCCCUCUCCUUGCUGGCUCGCAAGAUGGCGUCCGAGGGAGCUUACGGGAAGAGAGGUGAGGGUGCGCCAGCGGACGGCCAGACAGGUCCUGGAGGGGAGGCUUCCAGACCAGGAGAUGGAGUUGGCAGCAGCCAAGGAGCUGGAGCAGGACCGGGGGUUGAGGUGGUCAUGUUCCCUGGGGCUUCUAUCACCCACACAGGAGGCAGCAGCACAGGGCACACAGGAUUUGUCACUGUACCUGAGGUCCCUGCACCAGUGGUUAUGUUUGGAUCAGGAGCCCAGUCCCAUCCUCUCCCUCUGCUGUCUGUGGCAGCUGUCCCCAGCUUAACCCUCACCACCAAGCCCCAGUGUCCAUCUGGAGAGACGGCACAGAAGAAGACAGAGAAAGAAACAAAGCAGGCGGAGGAAAAGGAGAGGAAGAUGAAGCAGGUGGAGAAGGAGAGUCACCUGCCGCCAUGGCAGCGUGGACGUGACUUGACGCUUCCAUCUGCGUCUUCACAAUUUGGGUCUGGGGGUUCAGAGGAGCCUGUGAUGGACCAGGGAGACACCCCGAAAAAGUCACCCUUCGGCAGGGACAAACCCCUCUCCUCCGCUCCCGGCUCAGCCAUGGCGACCACCAGCUCCCCGCCUGCCAUCACCCCCAAGAAGCCCCGCAUGUUCUCCGACACCUCUUCCGGCUCCAUGAUCUCCCCUCCCAAACCUGUGCAGCAGGGGUCAGUGGUGUUGACCACCCCAGGGGAACUCCCUGAACCCCAUGGUGUAUCUGAGAUACCCCAGGUAGUCCUUGUCUCAGGGGCCCAGCAGCACACAGACGACACCAUGGAGGUUACCGCACUGAACAAGGUGUCCGUAGAGAAGCCUGGAUGGAAAGCUGGAGGAGACGAUGAGAAGCUGGAGAAAGAGCGUGCCAGCCUGGCGGAGAAGGAGCGUGCCAGCCUGGCGGAGAAGGAGCGUGCCAGCCUGGCGGAGAAGGAGCGUGCCAGCCUGGCGGAGAAGGAGCGUGCCAGUCUGGCGGAGAAGGAGCGUGCCUGCCUGGCGGAGAAGGAGCGUGCCUGCCUGGCGGAGAAGGAGCGUGCCUGCCUGGCGGAGAAGGAGCGUGCCUGCCAGGCGGAGAAGGAGCGUGCCUGCCAGGCGGAGAAGGAGCGUGCCUGCCAGGCGGAGAAGGAGCGUGCCUGCCAGGCGGAGAAGGAGCGUGCCUGCCAGGCGGAGAAGGAGCGUGCCUGCCAGGCGGAGAAGGAGCGUGCCAGCCAGGCGGAGAAGGAGCGUGCCAGCCAGGCGGAGAAGGAGCGUGCCAGCCUGGCGGAGAAGGAGCGUGCCAGCCUGGCGGAGAAGGAGCGUGCCAGCCUGGCGGAGAAGGAGCGUGCCAGCCUGGCGGAGAAGGAGCGUGCCAGCCUGGCGGAGAAGGAGCGUGCCAGCCUGGCGGAGAAGGAGCGUGCCAGCCAGGCGGAGAAGGAGCGUGCCAGCCAGGCGGAGAAGGGGACUUCUAAACCCGGGGAGACCAAGAGAAGGGGACCUGAAGAGACUGUUGAGGUUGAGCCCAUGGGACCUGUUCUACCCCCUUCUUACCCAGGUAAGGGAGAAGAUGAGAGGAAGGGGAAGGAAGAUGAGAGGAGGAGGAGGAAGGAAGAUGAGAGGAAGAAGGAAGCAGAGCGAGGCAGGCGUGGGGAGAGGGUGAGGCACAGGAGGUCAUCUCCCUCUAGUGGUGGCGACUCUUCAUCCUCGGACUCUGGAUCCUCUUCGUCACGUUCCUCUGGCUCCACCUCCUCCCGGGACAAAAAAAAGAAGACUGGCACAGGAAAAGGGGAUGAAAAGAGAAGACUGUACAAAGGAGGAGAGAAGAAACAAUCUGCCAGGGAGGUAAAGCAGUCUUCCCUGUCAGAGCCAUCUGGCCCUAUGGAGGUGGAGAGGCCAGACCCAGGCCAGACCCAGCCCACCCCCGUCGGAGACCCACAGAACAGUGAGGGCUGCAUGGAGGAGAGCACCACUCCUAAAGCGUUCGCUGCACGCAAGAUCUCCUUGACCACAGGCAGUAAGACGUCUCCAGAGGGAGGAGCAGCAGCAGCAGCAGGGGGGGAGGCAGAGUCCGGGACCGCCGCUGGGAGGAAGAGGAGGUGGGGAUCCAGCACGGCCGUCAACGCCAAGAAACCAUCCAUCAGCAUCACCACAGACUCACUCAAGUCUCUGAUCCCAGACAUCAAGCCCAGUCAGGAUGCUGUGGUGGAUCUCCACCCUGAUGACAUCCAGUUGUCUGGGGACGAGGACACCACCAGGGAGGACAAGGGCCUCAAGAUCAGACGCACUGUCACACAGGUGGUUCCAAGUGAAAACCAGGAGAAUGGCCAAGGAGAGCAAGAUGAAGAGGAGGAGGAGAAGAAACAGGAGCAUGACAGAGAGAAGACACAGAAAGAGAAGAGGAAGGACAGCUACUCAGAAGACACCAUGGAGUCUCAGUCCUCCGCUACGCACGACACCGACGCUAAGAAAGUCACUCCCAGUGAUACGCUGGUGCGUCGCUCCAUCAGCCAGCAGAAGUCAGGUGUGUCUGUCACCAUCGACGACCCGGUUCGCACCGCCAAACAGCCCUCUCCGCCCAAAGGCAAAGUCUCCAGCAUCGUCCACGUCUGUAACCUGGUACGACCUUUCACGCUGGGUCAGCUGAAGGAGCUGCUGAACAGGACAGGCUCAGUGGUAGAGGAUAGCUUCUGGAUCGACAAGAUCAAGUCUCACUGCUACGUCACUUACUCCAGCACAGAGGAGGCUGUGGCCACACGAGCUGCGCUCCACGGGGUGAAGUGGCCCCAAAGCAACCCUAAGGUUCUCAGUGUGGACUUCUGUGAGCAGAAUGAGCUGGACUUUCACAGGGGCCUACUGACCGUGGAUCCCAGAGAGGAGCACCGCCCCCAGCCUGGUGUGGGUCCUGGAGGUCCCAAAGUCCGACCGGGCGUGCUGCCCCCUCUGAUGGACGGGCGCGGGGACCGCGGCGUGGUCGGAGGGGUGCGGGACCAGUGGGCGGAGAGAGAGAGGGAGAUGGAACGCCGGGAGAGGACCAGGGCGGAACGUGAGUGGGACCGGGACAAGGUUCGAGACUUCGGAGGCAAACCAGGAGAGGAGAGGGAGAGGGGGAGGAGAUCUCGCUCCCUGGAUAGAGAGAGAAGGCGGAAGGAGAGGGACGGCAAGGAGAAGAAGACCGACAAAAAGGAUGAGCCUCCUGCCAAAUUACUAGACGACCUCUUCAAUAAGACCAAAGCAGCUCCCUGUAUAUACUGGCUCCCCCUCACUGAAGAACAGGCAAACCAGAGGGGAAAAGAACGGGAAGAGCGACAGAAAGAACGAGAGAGGAGGCGGAAAGAACAGCAGGAGGAGGAGGACAAGAAGCGAGAGGAGGAGAGAAAGGAGAGAAUUAAAAGCAGAGAGAAGGAGGGAGGAGCUGCGGUAAGCACUGGAAGUGUGAGUGUCCGGGGAUCUGAGGGAGACCGGGAUAGAGAAAGGGAGCGAGGGAGGGAGAGAGAGGGGGAGAAGAGGAGGGACAGUGGUGGAUUCAGACCCAGAGGUCCUGAUACUAAACCCUCUGUUGGGUUCCGACGCUCCCGUAGCCGUAGCAACCCCCGAGACAAACGCCGUUGAGUGUUCAGUUUGACGGAGUGAGAGAUGGGGAGGAAAAAAGGAUGGAUGCAGUCCCUCAUUCAACAUACAAUUGGAACACAGCAGAAAGAGAUUUCUAGUCCCCCUCCUUUACAUUAAAACCACUUCCAUAGUCUUCAGGUUAACAGGCUGUUCCUCUUCUGGCUAUCCUGUCCUUUGUGCCAGGGAGACUCCUAUUUAGAAAACCCCAAAUCCUCACUCAGUAAUGCCGUCUGUCUCUCACAUGUUCAUAAAAAUCUACAUGUAUGGUCACAUGUUGAUAGUUUAGUGAACCGAAAAAUGUCUGCCUCCAAAAUGGCACCCUAUUUCCUAUAUGAAGGCAAAAGUAGUGUACUAUAUGGGGAAUAGAUACGGUGACAUUUCGCCCUCCCGCUUCCUCCUAUAGCUGUCUCAUCUGUCUCAAGCUUCUCAUACGAAGCAGUCCAGAGGCCUAUUCUGAGCUCUGGAAAUUCUCAUGCGUUUUAACCACAAAUGGAAAGAAAGGGUGGAGGUUUGCCUCAAGGCCUGGAACAGAGUCUUGUUCCACCAAUCUCUGCGGGCACACAGUAAUAAGACUCUUCCCUGUAAUAAUCCAUUUAAAAAUAGCAGCCCAGCUUACCAACCCCCAAAUGUGUUCUAGAAUCAAUUUUAGUAUUUCAAAAUCCAGUGAAGUUAUUUUUUCUACGACCGGUACCAAGGCCCUUUGUAGGGUCAUGUGAAGGUUAUUUUUUCUGCUUUGAUGUUUUAUUAUGAUGAAUCAUGUAAAUCUCAGCCUUGGAUGGUUUUUGUGUGUUCUAGUGUGUGUGGUGUGGUGGUGCUCUGCUCUCCCUCUCCACACACUAAGGUUAAAGUUGGUCAUGUGUCAUUACACUGAAAGCAGCAUAUGUUAAAGAAAAUUAGGAAACUGUCUUUUUGCCUUGUCAGAGGGGUAGGGACAUUCUUGUGUGGGGUGGGGUGGGGGACUGAUUUCAUUUAUGCACACUUGGCAUGUAUACUGUUCUUUUUAGGUUGUUUGGGUAGGGGGGGGUCCAAACGCACUGGGAGAAUCUGUGUGGCACGAUGUGAAACUGUCCCAACAUGUGAAACUAUCGCUUUCUUGCUCUCUUCCUUAUUCACUCGGUGUACCCUCGACCCUCCCAGUUCUUUUUGUAAAUGAAUCAGACGAGUUUAACUUAGAUUAUUACUGUUUUAAUUUUGUUUUUAAUUUGUUUGAAACUGAAUCUUAUUUGGCUGUUUUUUUUCUCCUGUAAGUGCUGAAUGUACAAAGAAUUCAAAAUAAAUGUAAAAGUUUAAA